Molecule: messenger RNA, 6066 nt
Organism: Astyanax mexicanus (Mexican tetra)
Lineage: Eukaryota; Metazoa; Chordata; Actinopteri; Characiformes; Acestrorhamphidae
Gene: fam78ab
Product: family with sequence similarity 78 member Ab
Exons: 2
Coding region: 1439-2230 (263 amino acids)
Source: RefSeq, a predicted model, not a curated record
UGGAGCGGUGGCAGCACAGUGCUGGAGGACGGGGCAGCUCUGCAGGAGGUGGCAGCAGCAGUGGCACUAGCAGUGGCAGCAGAUCGAUCAGCUGAUGGGAAGAUGCCAGCCAGUGCGCGCGCUGCCUCCGGUGUAGGGAUACUGCGCGCGGUGUGGGGCGCGCGCCCGGGCGCACAAAGUUGACCUGGUUGCCUUUGGGAUGCUGCAGCGGCGCGAGGACACUUUUACCACUGCCCACAUCUGGAGAGAGAGGAGCAGCACAUCUGCACUGACCUGAAUCUGCAUCUGUUUAACCAUCCAUCUAUUCCUUUAUUUAUUAAUAAUCAUCAGGAUAACUCCACCUGCCGACUCGCGCGCGCGCGCUCAGCAGCUGUGCAGGAAUUCCCGUGCACGCGCCGUCGCGUGCAGCACAGUCACAGCACCGGCUAUACAGAAAAAAAACACAAAAAAAACAAAACUAAAGUUGGGAGAUGGUGUGAUGUUCACACCGGGCUCCGUGCACGAGGACUCCGGAUGUUUUUAAUGAUGAUGAAAAUGAUAAUGACGGUGAGGAUGAGCGUGAAGGUGAUGAGGAUGGACUGGUGAACGUCAUCAUAAGGGCGCGCGCGCGAGAGAGAGAGGACUGCCGGAGAUGCAGCUCGCUUACCGGUGACAGCUGGAGCACGAGGAGGAGGAAGAGGAGGAGGGGCGGAGAGAGAGAGUAAAGGGAAUGGAGUGAGAAAGAGAAUAACUGAAGAAAGAGAGAGGAAGAAAGAGAGUGUGAGUGUAUUAGAAAGAAAAAAAAGAAUAUAAAGGGCAGGGAGAGAGAGAUAGAGAGAUAGACUAAAAAGAAAGAGUGUUUGUGUGAGCUAGAGUAAAAAGAGAGAGACUAGCUAAAGGGAGUGAUGGUAAGAGUGAGUGAGUGAGUGAGUGAGAGAGAGAGAGUAAAGGAGAGUGUGUGUGAGACAGAUAGUAAAAGAGAGAGAGUUGUGUGUGAGAGAGAGAGAGAUAAAUAGUAAAAAAAGAGAGAGACAGAGUGUAAGUGUAUGAGACAGUGAGAAAGUGUGUGUGAGAGAGAGAUAGUAAGAAAGAGUGUGUGAGAGAGAGAGAUAGUAAGAGAGAGUGUGUGUGAGAGUGAGACAGAGAGAGUGUGUGUGUGAGAGAGAUAGUAAAAGAGAGAAAUAGAGAUAAAUAGUAAAAGAGAGAGAGAGAUAGUGUGUAUGAGAGAAAGAAAGAGAGAGAGAGUGGGUGGGUGUGUGAGAGAGAGAGAGAGAGAGAGAGAUAGUGUGUAUGAGAGAGAAAGAAAGAGAGAGAGAGAGGGUGUGUGUGUGAGAGAGAGAGAGAGAGAGAGAGAGAGAGAGUAAAGUAGAGGAGAGGUAGAGAGGAGUGCAGGAAGGAUGGAUCCCUCGCGCUGAGGAGGAGAGCGGUGCUCGUGCUGGUUCUGGUGCUGCUGCGCGCGAUGGGCUGCGUGCAUAGCCUGGGCCGCUGUAAACCCAAGGGGUUCCGCGAGGGCGUGUGCGUGCUGGACCUGAGCGCGUGCAUCGACCCGGACCCCACGAGCGUGGACGAGUCCUCCUCGGUGGUGCUCCGCUACCGGACCCCGCACUUCCGCGCUAGCGCGCGCGUCUGCGUGCCGCCGGUGGCCGCCAAAGAGACGUGGACCGUGGGCUGGAUACAAGCGUGUAACCACAUGGAGUUCUACAACAAAUACGGAGCCAAAGGGAUGUCCAGCUGGGAGCUUCCAGACCUGCGAGACGGAAAGAUCCGGGCCAUCAGCGACUCGGACGGCGUGAACUACCCCUGGUACGGCAACACCACGGAGACCUGCACCAUCGUGGGCCCGACCAAGAAGGACACCAAGUUCAUCGUCAGCAUGAACGACAACUUCUACCCCAGCGUGACGUGGGGCGUCCCGGUGAGCGACAGCAACGCGCCGGUGCUCAGCAGCAUCCGGAGGGACCAGAGCUUCACCACGUGGCUGGUGGCCAUCAACCAGGCGUCGGGCGAGACGCUGGUGCUGCAGACGGUGCGCUGGAGGAUGCGGCUGCACAUCGAGGUGGACCCGGAGAAGCCGCUGGGGAAGAGAGCCAAGCUGUGCGAGCCCAUCGCCCAGGAGCAGCCUCAGGUUCUGGGCAAGAACGAGCCCAUCCCGCCCAACGCCAUGGUCAAGCCCAACGCCAACGACGCCCAGGUCCUGAUGUGGAGACCCAGGACUGGGGAGCCAGUGGUGGUCAUCCCACCCAAAUACUGAGAGAAAAUUUGGGUUUUUUUUGUUAUUUUGUUAGUUUUUUUGUAGCGUGCAGCAGUAUGUGGAUGAGCUUUUAUAAGAACAAAAAAUAAAAAAACAAUGGAUUUGGAUCUGGAUGGUUUUGCAAACCCUGGAAAUGUGAAAAAUACAUUUUUCGGAGAUUAACCGGAAAAAAAAAAAAAAAGUGCAACAUUUCUACCUUCAGACUUAAAGACUUCGGGUCGGGAAUCACUGUGCUAAACGAAGAAUAAAAGUCAUUGCAAAAGUUGCAAAAAACAAAAGUUUAAAAACGAGAAAAAAAACAUGCUCUUUUUUAUGUUUUAAUGUUUUAUUUUUAUUUCGUAUGCAUUUUUUUUUGGAUUUUUCAACAAUGACCGGGACUGGGUGUGCAAGCGUUUGUGUGUUCGUUCGUUUGUUUCGUUUUAUAUAAGAUUUGCAGCCAUACACGAGAAUGUGGCAUAAUUAUUGAGUGUAUGUACUGUAUGUGUAUAUUCUCUGUGUGUGUGUAUGUGAGUGAGAGUAUGUAUUUAUUUCAGUUUGGCUGAGUUUGGCUGGGUCAAGCAUUGCUAAAAGCACAUUUUUUGUGCUGAAGUGUGGAUUUUUUUUUGUGGAAGUUGUUUUUAAUACAUGCGAAGACAUUUUGAUCCAUGCUGCCUUAAGUUUACAUCGCUUUUCACAAACUUUUAGCCUUAAAAACGACGUGCAAUGCAGUAAACCCUCAUCUACCUAUACUCGCGUGACGGAUGCAGAAAAUAUGAGCUCAUUUUUUACAGCCCCAACUCUUUUUAAAGCACAGAAGAUGAAGAAAUAUGAACUUAUAGGUGUUUUUGGGGGGAGAUGGGUGGUUUUUGCACUGUUUGGCACAGAGCAGGCCUGUUUUUGGGGGUUUUAGCUGUGGUAAAGUUCAUUAAAGCACUGAAAACCAAUAGAAUGGAGGCUUUGAGUGGCUUCAGAAGACUAAUGCUGCGUUCGAAUGGAGUCGGAAAUUGGGAAAUACCGUGUUUACAACUUGUCAAUUGCACUGAACAGCUAGUAAAGUGGUAUUUACACUCCUAGAAGGAAGUGUGAGAUUGCAAUGCUCUUAUUAUAGUAAGAUAAAAGUUACUAGGAUUAAAAAUUGAUAAAAAAAAAAAAAAAAAUCUAGAAUUAAAUAGGCAGCUUGGUAGGGCCACUGGUUCCAAGACCUCAGUAACAUAACAUUGGGUUCUCAAACUGUCUUUGGCAUUGCUCCAAUUAUGAGGUACUUCGAGACAGUCUGACACAACUACCCACCAAGUUUCAUUCCUGUCGGUUGAUUCCUUCUGGGUACAACUAUCGUUUAAUGAUGAGUGUAUUUCUCUAAGUAGCUACACUGUGCUAGAGAAUGGCAAAGUUCGAAUCCUGGGUUGUGCUCCUUUGGCAUCAGCAGCCGGAGCCCGAGAAAGCACAGUUAGCCAUAUUAGCUCCACAGAUUAAUGCUGCGUUCAAGUUUUCGCGUCGGAAAAUAUGGAGUACCAUAUGUACCACUUGUUAACUGCACUUUGAACAGCCAAUGAAGUUGUACCUAUAAGUGGAAGACUCCAAUUUACUGAUGAUACACAAGUUAAUGAGAUAACGUGAUAAAAUAGGUAGUAUCUACUACGUAACUAUCUGAUAUAUACUGUAUAAAACAUUUCUGACAAGCACUCGAACGCAACAUUAGAUACUGACACUAUAGCCAGAGGAUCGUAAAGUUCGAAUCGCGAGUCAUGCGGCUUCGGCAUCAGCAGCCGGAGUCUGAGAGAGCACAGUUAGCCACAUUAGCUGUCUAUGGGUGGGUAGAUGGUUCUUUAAGUGGCUCCACAGACUAAUGCUGCGUUCGAGUGUUUGAGUCGAAAACUCAAACAUGUUGCUAAAUAACAUAAAUUAUUUACGCGCCCAAACAAAAUUACGAAGUAUCAACUACCUAGCUAUCUGAUAUCUGGUAUAUCUGAACGCAGCAUAAGAUACUGAUAAUGUAGCCAGAGAAUGUUCGAAUCCCGAGUAAUGCUUCUUCGGCAUCAGCAGCCGGAGUCUGAGAGAGCACAGUUAGCCACAUUAGCUUUCUCUGGGUCUGGCUAAUUGGUUCUUUAAGUGGCUCCACAGACUAAUGCUGCGUUUAAGUGGUCAAGUCGAAAACUCAAAUACGUUGCUAAAUAACAUAAGUUAAUUACGCGCCCGUACAAAAUAAUGUAGUAUCAACUUCCUAAAUAUCUGGUAUCUGAUAUAUACUGUAUAAAACCUUUCUGACAAGCACUUGAACUCAGCAUAAUAUACUGACACUAUAGCCAGAGGAUCGCAAAGUUCAAAUCCCAAGUCAUGCAUCUUCGGCAUCAGCAGCCGGAGUCUGAGAGAGCACAGUUAGCCACUUUAGCUGUCUUUGGGUCUGGGUAGAUGGUCCUGUAAUUGGCUCCACAGACUAAUGCUGCGUUCGAGUGUUUGAGUUGGAAACUGGGGAAUACCAUGUGUACCACUUGUUAAUUGCACUUCGAACAACCAACGAAGUCGUAUUUAUAAGUGGAAGACUCUAAAUUAUUGAUAAAACACAAUUUUAAACUCAAUUUUAAAUCAUAUUUUUUACGUAACUUGACUCCAAACACGUUGCUAACAAACAUAAAUUAAUUUCAACACCCAAACAAAAUUACGUAGUAUCAACUACCUAACAAUCUGAUAUCCUGACAAGCACUCGAACGCAGCAUAAGCACACUAUAGCCAGAGAAUAGCAGUUCAAAGUUUGAAUCCCGAGUCAUACUGCUUUGGCAUCAGCAGCCGGAGUCUGAGAGAGCAAAGUUAGCCACAUUUGCUGUAAACUGCACUCAAACAGGCAAUGAAGUCGAACUCUAUAUCACUUAGUUUUUAAUCAUAUUUUAUGUGAUUAAACUCAAAUUACUCAAAUUAGUUAAUAAAAUUAAUUUAUUUAAUUUAUUAUUUUACGCAUUAUUAAAACAAAAUUUUCUACAAAAUUUUCCACGUAACUAAUAUGUUAGCAUAUACAGUUUUCCGACAAACACUCGAACGCAGCAUAAGAUGUUGACUGGCCUGAGGUUUGCAAGUUCAGAACUCGAGUCCCAAGUAUGCUGAGGCAUCAGCAGUCAAAGUCCGAGAGAGCGCAAUUAAAAUAUGGUACAGUAGGUGGUGCCCUCUCCCGUCAUCACUCCCAUUGUGAUGCUGGUUGGCACAGGCUUCUGUUGGCUGAUGUAUCAGAGCUUGGGAUCUGGCGCUUUCCUCCUAGCGCAUCAUUGGCUGCUUGUUAAAAAGAAAGGAGGCCGAGUCUAAUGCCACAUGUAGCAAAGGAGGUGUACGCUUCUCCUGACCGUUAUAGUGUCGGGAGCUCUUAAAUGGAUUGAUUUGGUUAUUUGUUUGAAAAGCUACAUUUGGGAGAAAGUUUUAAGGUUAAUAUCUGCACAUCGCCAGUUUUUUAGCAAUUAGCAAUUAGCGAUUAGCUAUUAGCUAUCAACAAGGAUAGAUACUUCAGCUGUUCCCUCUGUUCCCCGGGUGCAGAUCUGGUUCAGAUUAAAGCCGAUAAACCCCGAGUACGUUUCCGAAGAGCCAUCUGAAGCCAUUCGUCAAAAAAAAAAAAAAAAACCCAGCUUCGCCCGCGACAGUCUUCCUCUUCUUCAACCUUCAGACGUGGCUGAACCUGAAGACUUUUCUGGAAUUAAUAACGUAUAACGUCAGUAUUUACAGAGACAGAACCGCAUCAGGAGGACACACCGGACACAAGGACACUUCCCACACGCCGCUGUCAACCUGUUAGCAAUGCAACGUGUGAUCCAAUGUAUUUUUCAAACCUGGAAAUGAUGAAAAAUGUUGAAAAAAGAGUCUAUUUUCAAAUACUGAAA